This is a messenger RNA of Labeo rohita (rohu), 4074 nucleotides long. RefSeq names its product protein c-Fos. Gene Ontology annotation, molecular function: RNA polymerase II cis-regulatory region sequence-specific DNA binding; DNA-binding transcription factor activity, RNA polymerase II-specific. Gene Ontology annotation, biological process: regulation of transcription by RNA polymerase II. The record is from RefSeq and is a predicted model, not a curated record. Gene Ontology annotation, cellular component: nucleus. Lineage: Eukaryota; Metazoa; Chordata; Actinopteri; Cypriniformes; Cyprinidae.
CGCACAGUGUCUAUUUGGACAUAUUUUGGACCGUCAUUUUCCGCCAUUAGUUACGGGUAAACAUGACCUGAGCGGGUCGUUUUGUUAUUGAUUAACAAACGAAAAUAGCUCUAUCAGCGUUCCCAUGUGAUGUCACAUUUUACUGCUCUACUUCUGUGUUCGUGUUUUGUUUGAUCUUCCGCGUUGUCUAAGCGACGCCCCUCCCACUAACGUCACUGCAACCCGAGCCUCUGCAAAUGUGCUCUGAAGUUUCGCCUUUCAGCCACGAAAGUCUGUCAGCAGUAUUGACAGUAAAUAAACAUAAUGCAAUGAUUGUGUCCACCCUAGGGUAGCGAAAACUAAAUAGUAACCUUUAUUUUGCUGGAAAUGUCAGUGUCGUCCCUUUUUAUUUUUUAUUUUUUUACUUUUUUGGAUAGAAAAAAAAAUGUGUCUGAGAUAUAACCUACUUAUUAGUUACUGACAGUAAUUGUUUAAUGCAGCUGCUUCUAGGUCAUUGCACAUACAUUUUCCAUUUUAAAAAAUGUGAUUUUUUAAAUCACAUUUCAGAAAAUAAUUACAUUAUACAAUCACAAGCUGAGUGUUUAAAAUGCUGGGAUAUAAUUACGCCUUCAACAAGGCUGACAGUUUUAUAGUUUAUUUAGCCAUUGCUAGACUUGAGCUCAAGGUCAUGAGACCACCCUGUGUUUUAGAAAUUGGAUUUAAUGCAAAUAAUAUCUCUGCACAUAUAGAGUUUUCAAUGAUUCAUGUUAAUGAUUAACUUUAAUGAUUGUGCAAAAUCAUGGUAACCGAUUACCUUGUGACAAACCUGACAACAUAUAAUAAUAGAGGUGCUAAAAAAGAAAGCAUGUCAGUGUCCUUGAGGAAUUCAUAUCCUGAUGAUGAUGUCAUUGUGACAUGAUGUUUUAUGUAUGAAGUUGAAGAACAGGCCAAUAAUAGCUUCUCAUGGAGAAAGAGCAAAAAACUAUUAAAAUAUUGAAAAUAUAAUACAUAUAUUUUUUGUAAAUAUAGAAAAUAUUUUUAUAUUUAGUUAAAAUAAUAAUGUAAAAAUAUUUUACAAUUUAUUAAAUUAAUUUUAUUUUAGCAAUAGGUGUUGGUUUUGCGAAAUGACCCUACGUAGGGCCCUUUUCCCUUCAUGAGAAUCACAGAUCAGAAACCAGAGGCGGAUCUGCCGGGAAACACUUGGACUGUGGACAGAAGGGAGGCCCCACUCACACGCCCUCGUGUGAAAGCAGGAUUACCUCAUCUGAGCUAUGAAUAGAGAUUUUCACACAGGUUAUGGAGAAGAACAACGGUGUUUUCUUUCAAUCCAACACAUAGAAAGCCUUUGGGUUUAUGUGCAAAUCCUUAACAUAAUAGACAGAUUAAUGUCUGCCAUGCAGACAGUUAUGAAAUCGACAACUUUAUUUUAAAAAAAAAAAAAGUCUAAGACACAUACUUAGAUAAUUUUGGCUACUUGGGGAAGAUGUCGUCAUAAGAAUGUCAUUGAAUUAAGUGUGAUAUGAUAAAAAUAGGCUGUGCCGCAGUAGCGCUGCAGCUAGAGGCUCCACACCGGAUGUGCCAUAUAUGGUCAAGACACGCAGCUCUCUGAUUGGCUGCUCACAUUAGCGACAGGGUUGUUGCUGGAGCGCUCUGAGUGGGAGAUCCAUCAUUGUAAUUGACAUGGGAUACGAAAAAUCACAGUUUUUAAUAGAAAGGGUGCGGUUGAGGUAUCCCAACAAAUAUUUCAUUGUUUAAUUCUCUCAUCCUUUGGAUGAAUAACACUUUCUUACAUUGAUGAUGUCAAAUGAACUGUGUUUUUUGUUGAUUAGGCUAUUUUUCUCAAAUGCAUGUCUCUUGAGACAAUCACUCGCUUGCAGAUGAACCAUCUUUAACAUAUAAAUCUCUAUAAUAUGCAUAGACAGGCUGCAAACAAGGCACGUAAAAUGACGUAUCUUGUUCAUUCAUGUGAAAGCUGCAGCGUUGAAUAUGAACCAAAAUAUCCUCUGUUUACGCAUUAGAUGUUGUAAUAGAACGCCAAAAAUGUUGAAUCAAAGCGAGUAUCGUUUUGAGUCAGGCAUAUCUGUGAAAUGCCGUAUUUAUAUUUGGCUCGUCCUUAACUGUCUCCCCUCCGGAUCAGUGGUACAGUCUCACAGAUUUCAUUCAUAAAAAUCUGCCUCACUAUAAAGAGAAGCAGCGUUGAUGGCUGGUGCCUCCUAGCGUAGUAACCUCAAUCUAGAUUUAAAAAAAACCUCCUGUAGAAUAGCAUUUGGUGACAUUAGUCACAUAAUAAUCCGGAUCCCAGCCUUUCCUGGAGCGAUCUAGCUGAAGUGAUGCCUAAAAACGCGAGUGUUUCUCAGGUGUCUGCAGAACAGCUGCUGCACACAUCAGCUUCUGAGAUGAAGGAUACGCAGAAGGCAGGUAUUCUGAAGGAUGCUGAUGCUCCCUUUGUUCCAACGGUCACUGCUGUAGCUUCAGCUCCAGAUCUCAAGUGGAUGGUCCUGUCGACUGACAUCUCUUCAGUGUCGCCCUGCAGACACGAGAAACCACAGAGCUCGCCUAACUCCACAGAUGCCAAACCAGCUCGAAAGACCUUUACCGGCCGGAGGAAGGGAGUGAAAGAUCAGCUUUCUCCAGAGGAAGAGGAGAGGAAGAGGAUCAGAAGAGAACGGAAUAAACUCGCGGCUGCCAAGUGUCGAAAUCGCAGACGAGAGUUAACCAACAGCCUCCAAGCUGAAACCGACAGUCUCGAGGAGGACAAAGCAGCUCUGCAGUCUGAGAUCGCCAGUCUGUUAAAAGAGAAAGAACGACUCGAACUCAUCCUCUCUGCUCACAAGCCCCAUUGUAAACUCACGGAGGAGACGGCGACCGAGAGCGAGGAACAAACCCAAGCCCAGGAGGAGCAGAUUCAAGCUCCCAACACCUCCCCAGAACAGGCGCCCACCUCCCCUCAACAAGCAGACCCGACCAGCGCUGCGAUCUUCGGCGACUCUGACGUCCUUCUGUGUUCCAGUGCCGAACUGGGCGGCGCUGAGGUGGAGCCGUACAUCGACAUGAGGGAUGUGUCCAUGGAAGACAUUAGCGACGUGAUCGACAGCGGCGAUGACAUGGAUCUCUUAGUGCCAGACAUCGACCUCACUAGCUCUCUGGGUCUGAGCGAAUGGGAAACCCUGUAUAUGUCAAUGGGUGGCGGAUUGGAGCCUCUCAGCUCGCCUACAUGCAGCCCCACCUGUAACAGCAACAGCGCCGUGCCAGUCUUCAACUUCAACAGUGCAGAUGUAGAGCAUGACAGUGGAAAAGAAAGCAAAUCUAAUGCAGCCAAAGAAAUCUUGACGACUUUAUGAAUGUUCUGGCACGUCAUUCUUAUAAAUAAAGGUUCCAAAAUAGGGUUUUCACAGUGACGUCAAGGUACUUUACUGGCAUUUAACAUUCCGUGGAGAACCUUUGAAAACGUUGCAGUGUACAAAAGGCUCUUUAUAGUGAAAAAAAGGUUCUUUAGGUGAUUAAAUGUUCUUCACACUAAGAAAUAAUGGUUGUUUUAAUAACUGUUCACUGAAAGGUUCAUUGGGUCCUUUCAAUGAAAUGUUCAUUUUUAAAUAACUUUUUGUGCAGUGGAAAGGUUCUAUGGAUGUGAAAGGUUCUUCACGGAACCAUCAACGCCAAAAAAGAAUCUUUUUAAGAAUCAAACAUUCUAAGGAAGAAGGGCACACUGUGAAGUACUGUCGAUGAACCGAAAAACCCUCAUAAAAAUGCUUUCAUAAAUGAGUCUGACAUGUUCAACAUUUACAAAUAUAGUGAAUGCUGUGCGGUAGAUGUAACGUGACCCUUACAUCCAGUGAAGUCACUAUUUGUUUCUUCCAAACGUUGACAUUGUUGAAUAUGUUGUUCAUCCUGUGAAAGACAUGCUUUCAUGCACUUUUGUACCAGUAGGUACGUGUAAAUGUAUUAGUUGGUGUGGUAAUGUACAGUGCGGUCUGUUACACCGUGUCUUUAGUGUGUGACUAACUGUAUUUUGGUAUUGUCGUCAAAAAAAAAGAAGAAAAAAUAAUCUGUAAAUCAUUAUGCAUUUUUUUGUUCUUCCUGCUUCCUUUUCAAUGG